This is a messenger RNA of Dovyalis caffra, 795 nucleotides long. Lineage: Eukaryota; Viridiplantae; Streptophyta; Magnoliopsida; Malpighiales; Salicaceae. The record is from the annotation of a GenBank genome assembly.
AUGGAUCCUAGUGGAAACCCAUUAUCCCUUUUACCCCCUUAUGCUGACAAGAAUGCAAGAACAUGGGAAUACUUUGUUAGAGCUACUAAUGUAGCUAUCGAUGAAGACGAGCUUUACAAGUAUUCAUCACCACCCCCACUUCCAUCACCAUAUUAUACUCAUUAUUACUACAAAUCUCCAUCACCACCACCAUCUCCAUUACCAUCCUCCACCUUAUUCUACAAGUCUCCACCACCUCCAUCACCAUCUCCUCCUCCACCUUAUGUUAAAAAAUCUCCACCUCGUACAUCUCCCUCGCCCCCUCCCCCAUACAUUUAUAAGUCCCCUCCUCCACCUUUUGAUUCACCACCACCUUCCUAUGUCUAUAAGUCCCCACCGCCUUUAUAUGUCUAUAAGUCUCCACCUCCACCACCUCCUUCCCCGCCACCUCCUUAUGUCUAUAAGUCACCACCUCCACCAUCACCUUUCCCACCCCACCUUAUGUCUACAAAUCCCCACCACCCCCUUCACCUUCACCUCCGCCUCCUUACAUCUAUAAGUCUCCACCACCUCAUUAUGUCAAUAAGUCACCACCUCCACCAUCUCCUUCUCCACCACACAUCUAUAAGUCACCACCCCCACCAUCUCCUUCCCCACCCCACCUUAUGCCUCAAGUCUCCACCACCUCCAUCACCAUCUCCACCAUAUUCUUAUGUAUACAAGUCUCCACCACCUUUAUCCCCAUCUCCACCUCCUCCUUAUGUCUAUAAGUCACCACCUCCACCAUCACCUUCCCCACCACCUCCAUAUGUGUAA